This is a messenger RNA of Cornus florida, 792 nucleotides long. RefSeq names its product protein FAR1-RELATED SEQUENCE 9-like. The record is from RefSeq and is a predicted model, not a curated record. The transcript is spliced from 2 exons. NCBI's taxonomy places the organism in Eukaryota, Viridiplantae, Streptophyta, Magnoliopsida, Cornales, Cornaceae. Gene Ontology annotation, biological process: regulation of DNA-templated transcription. The coding region runs from base 1 to 792 and encodes 263 amino acids. Gene Ontology annotation, molecular function: zinc ion binding.
AUGUAUACAUUGCGUCAUAAGUGGGUUCCGGCAUUUACCAAUAAAUUCUUCUCUGCUGGAUUUAACAGGGCAGUUGGACAUCUACGACAUGAAGAGGUGAUUGAUGAUCAUGUUGAUAUUAAUGAACAGCCAAACUUGAAAUCCAUGGUCCCUUUGGAGAAGCAAAUGAUGGGUAUGUUUACAAAGGAAUACUUUCAUAAAUUUCAGAAAGAGCUUUAUGCUAGUAAUGCUUAUGUAUUAAAUAUUAUAUUGGAUGAUGAAAGUCAAUGUGUUUAUGAGGUCAGUAGGGUGCUUUAUGGAGAUCUUAAAGUUCGACAACUUGUGCACGAUAAGCUAAUUGAUAAUGUCAAGUGCAAUUGUCAACGUUUUGAAUUUGAAGGCAUCCCAUGCAAGCAUAUUCUAGCAUUUUUUAGAAUAAAGCAAGUUGUAUUUUUGCCAGAGCAAUAUAUUAAGAAUAGAUGGACAAAGUUUGCAAGAGUUGGAAGCAUUACUGGUAAAGAUGGUUUAGAGAUUAAAGAUGCACAAGAUAAGUCGGUUUUAGUGAGACGUACUAAGGUAUCUCAACUUGCAUCAACUGUAAUUGAUGAAGCUGCAUUCUCAGAAGAAGGUACGGAACUGUUAAUAAACACGCUGGACACAUUUCAUGAACAACUGAAAGCCAUGAAUGCAAGUAAAAUUGGAGGAAAAAAUGCUUCAUCAUUAGAAAAGCAAUAUGACAUUCAUCUACAACAAACCUUUAACGAUCAUCUUCAAGUUAGAGCAAAAGGAUGCGGUAAACGUUUGAGGUCAUGA